GAAAUGACCUUCAUAGAAAAUUACCAAUCUUGCACGUGUUGACGUUGCCAUUACAACUGUCAGACUGGUGUGACGUUUUAGCAUAUUAAAAAUAUUUAGUGUCCAUAUGGUACAAUAAAUUUUGAUCAAAUUUUAUUAUUUAUUGUAGCUAAAGUUUUUUUUUUAAUUAAAAAUGACAGAUUGGGAAGAAGUUAAACGUCUAGCAGCUGAUUUCCAAAAAGUUCAGCUGAGUUCUACUACACAAAAGUUAUCUGAAAGAAACUGUAUAGAAAUAAUAUCAAUGUUGAUUGAUCGGAAAAUGCUAGAUUUAAUUUUUACUAGUGAUGGUAAAGAAUAUCUAACUCCGUCCCAGUUAUCGUCGGAUAUAAAAGGAGAAUUGUAUGAUCAUGGUGGUAGGAUAAAUUUGGUUGAAUUAGCUAAAAUUAUAGGUGUUGAUCUUGCACAUAUCAAUGCUCAACUAAAUGACGUUUUGAAAAAUAAUAAAGACAUUCAGUCUGUAUUAGGGCAUUUGAUAGAUAGUUCCUAUAUUACAAGGAUAGCUGGGGAAAUUAAUGAAAAGUUACUUCAACAGGGACAAAUUAACAUUGGUAAUUUGACAAUUCAAUAUGAUCUACCUGCUGAUUUUCUGCAGACUCAAGUAGUAGAGAAAAAUUUAGGAAAAAUCAUCUAUGGUAAACAAGAUAAAAAUGAUCCAAAAGUCUUUUUCACGGAAUCUUUCAUUGCUAGGACCAAAGCUAAAAUAAAGGGUGCUUUGGGUGGCUUAACAAGACCUACUCCCGUAUCUUAUAUAUUGAAUCAAAUUAAUAUUAGUGAGAAGCUGUUCUAUUCACUAUUUGAUCAAACUUCAGCUUAUGGAACUUUGACUGGUAGGAUGGCUGGUUCCCAGUAUAUUCCUAAUGUUUAUGCUAGGUCCCAGAAUGAAUGGGUAAAUCAUUUUUACAAACAGAAUCAUUAUCUUGAAUUUGAUGCUCUCUCACGGCUUGGAAUAACUGAUCAGAAAAGCUACAUAAAAAAACAACUUUCUAACCAAGAUUACCAUGUUCUAAAUUCAUGCAUCGUCUCAAAAAGUAUUAUAGAACGUGUAGAAGCUGAUAUAGAUGAAUGCAUCUCUAGUAAAACAUUUAUUGAUCUACAAAAUAAUAUACCUUCAGUUUUCAAUGAAAAAGAUGAAGAGAUGAUUCUUGACUUAGUUUUAACUGGACAGAAAAAGACUCAGACAUUGAGAUUAUUGAAUUAUGUUUUCAGUAAGGCAUUUCUUGAUAAACUGAUGAAAGAUUGUGGAAGUCUUAUUCAAGACAAAUGUAAGGUCGUCGUGGAAUCUGGGAAAUAUCAACAAUAUCAAGUUAGUUUGCUGACGGUUUCUAAUAAAUCCCACAAAGUUGAAGAAGUUGAAGAAAAAGUUGAUAAACGAGAAGAAAGAAGGAAGAAAGCGGCAGGUGGAAAAAGUGGAGGUGGUACUCAAGGUCGAGAGACUAAAACCAAAUCAACAAAAAAGUCCGCAAGAGUUGUCCAGAGAAAUUCUGAGAGUGAUGAUGGGAUUGUACCUGAGAAGAAAAUUUUAGAGAUUGUUACCUUUGAUGAUAUAAAAAAUGUUUUACAAAUACCUUUGGAGGAAGAAGGCUUGGAUGAUGCAAUUUCAGAUGAAAUAGUUCAAUAUCUACUUCCUAAAUUAAAUGAAGAUGCCAUUCAAAUUGCAGCUAAACUCUUUGCUACAACAAUAGCUGAUCGUACUGCUUCUCGGCGUCAAACUCACAAUGAUAUUCAAAAUAAAUUGAAUGCUCAAAUAAUUGAUGUAAGACUUUUCGACAAAGGUCUUAAAUUACUACCAACAGAUUUACAAUCUCAAUUAAUAAAAUAUCUUUUAAAGACCAUAUGUACAGAUGUUGUUACAGAAAUUAUGAACUAUAUAUCAACUGAACAAAAUAUUAAUACUACAACAGACAAUUUUAAUAUUGAUCAACGAUUGAAAUUUGUUAAUGAUCUACCAGCUGAAUAUAAAAAUCCCCUUAUUCUAGUCAUAAAAACUUUGUCGGGACAAAGUAUUGAUGAAUUUUUAACGACAAUCGAAGAUGCUUUGGCAGCCUGUAGCAUGAUCUUGAAAAAAGUUGAUAAGAAAAAAGAUCGUACUGUGGUAUUGAACCAUAAACACCAACUGUUGGAACAACUGGAAAAAGUUGAUGAUUUAGCACUCGUUUUACAUUUAGCUGUUGUUAUUAUAUUUACUUCUGCAACACAGACCAUGUUACAUUGUAGUGGCAGACACAUUUCAGGGGUUAUCGCUUUCUUAAAACAAUAUUUAAUGGAAGAACAGAUAUUGGAGCUCACUUCAUAUCAUGAUUUUGUUACACUUAUGUUGAGCGGAGGUUCAGAAGCAGAAAGUGCAAAGGAAAAAUUGAAGGAAAAAGUCCCUAUGAUAAAAAAAUUAGCUAAUGAAUAUAAAAAACCGGUGAAUGAGAAAUCAUAAGAAAAAAAAAACAAUUAAUGGAGUUGAAUACACCUAUUUGGUAAAGUUACCAAGAUUCAACUUGUCUGUGAUACGCCAACAAAAUUAUGAAAAGCAUUGAUCAAACUGUGGUUUAUUUUAAUAAGGCUCGAUUUCUAAAGAGGUGUAUUAUAGAUAAUUAUUGUAACAAUGUAUAUAAAAGAGAAUUAUACAAUAAAUACUUUUUAAUCAAAA
Molecule: messenger RNA, 2677 nt
Organism: Diorhabda sublineata
Lineage: Eukaryota; Metazoa; Arthropoda; Insecta; Coleoptera; Chrysomelidae
Gene: Ufl1
Product: E3 UFM1-protein ligase 1 homolog
Exons: 5
Coding region: 173-2464 (763 amino acids)
Biological process (GO): response to endoplasmic reticulum stress; protein K69-linked ufmylation; regulation of proteasomal ubiquitin-dependent protein catabolic process
Cellular component (GO): endoplasmic reticulum membrane
Molecular function (GO): UFM1 ligase activity
Source: RefSeq, a predicted model, not a curated record